Trichomonas vaginalis G3 is the source of this 569-nucleotide messenger RNA. RefSeq lists its product as uncharacterized. The annotation marks the transcript as partial. Gene Ontology annotation, biological process: DNA integration. NCBI's taxonomy places the organism in Eukaryota, Parabasalia, Trichomonadida, Trichomonadidae. The transcript has a single exon. Gene Ontology annotation, molecular function: nucleic acid binding. The record is from RefSeq and is a predicted model, not a curated record.
AUGACGAAUCCAAACAAGGACCCCUAUGUUUCUAAAGCGACAAAGAAAGCACUCAUGAUAAAAAUCUUUAGUUCAACACCAAAUGCUUGGUUUAUGGAUAUCUUGGAAAACAUUCCGAGGUAUAGAGAAGAUGGACCACCAUACUGGCUAAUAUUUGUCGGUCAAAACACAAGAUACUGUGAAGCCAUACCAUUACAGUCCAAAAAUAUUUUAGAUGUGAAAACUGCUUUGACAAUAUUCGUUGACAAAUACCAUCCAACAAAACUGACAUCUGACUGUGAAAGUUCUUUCAAAUCAGACGAUAUUAAAAACUAUCUGCGUUCAAAAAAUGUAAACCAAUAUUUCAUUGUCGACCAAAACCAUUCUGCUCUUGGUGUCAUUGACAGUUGUAUAAAAAUCUUAAGAGACUUAAACCAACCACAAGGUGGUGAGGUAGAUGAAAUGUCAUAUGACGACAAGUAUAGACACUUCUCCAUGGCAAAGAUGAGACAAGUUUUAAAUAUUUACAAUAACCGUAAACAAAAAGGUUUGGGAAACCACUCCCCCGAAGAAAUGAAAAACAACCCUGA